AUUGGACACGAGCAUCCACCGGGCUUUUGAAACGACAGGGGAGUCAUUAGGAGGAGGCACGCGCCCUAAUGAGCUCCUUUUCAGACCUGUUGAAUAGAGACAAGCACCCCGCGGAGAGACCUGGAGCUAUUUAAUGGCCAUUACGCACAUCCCUGCCCAGUUUACGCGCGGUGGUUAGAGCUCACAUCCCAAGAAACAUGGAAGACAUAUUUUUUGAUUUCGACGCUCAAGACGCCGCCACGGACUUUGCCUUCUGGGGCCAAAUGGACCCCAACUUCCAGUUCCAGUCUCAACUGGACACGCUGCUGCUCGACUGCGGCGCAAUGACGGGUCAGCUGUCGCCCUGGUCCUCUUUCGGGUGUCAGUCCGUGUUCCCCGAGGCUCAGCUGACCUUCACGGACUUAGACUCGCAGUCCCCGCAGCUGGAGGUCGGUGCUGAAGUGGACAGCUCCUUGGCGGACGAGCCCCAUGAGAUCGGCGAGCGCAGACAGCAGCAGCAGCGGCGCUUGACGGCCCAUCACCCGUACAAGGUGCAGCGCCACGCCGCCAACAUCCGGGAGAGGAAGAGGAUGCUCAGCAUCAACUCCGCGUUCGAGGAGCUGCGCUGCCACGUGCCCACCUUCCCCUACGAGAAGAGACUCUCCAAAAUAGACACCUUGAGACUGGCCAUCGCUUACAUCGCCCUGCUUAGGGAAAUCCUCAUGUCAGGCUGUGACCCCAAGUCGUACGUCGACGAAUGCAUGAAGAACGGCUAUAAGAAUCAGACCAAUGCCAUCUGGAACACAAGCGAUCUGACAGCUCGCCUCUCUUGGAUAAAGUGGGAUUAACCGCGGCGUGGGCCGCGAAGAGAGAUGCCUCCUCGUCCUUCUUUCUCACGCUCCUCUUCAAUGGUGCCGCGGCACGGCGACUGCGCGACAUCUGCAGACUUCUCACCGCGUUACACCUCCCGGCACUCGGGACACUUUUUAUAUUCUAAUUUGUUGUGGGUUAGAAUCAGGCCCCUUCUCGCUCAUCCAGACGCGCGUUGUUUGUUGUGAAUGAGGCCUUGCCGGGACAAAGCCGUGGCACUUGUGCCUGCGCGCCGAGAUGAGAGAAUGGCAAAAGGGCGGCAGUUCGAAUUUGUUUCCAUGUGCUUCACUGUUGAAAGCAAAUCGAAAGGGUUUGACCUGGCAAUGUGCCUGACAGCCGCAUUCGGAUAUAGAGCAGGGAGAGAGCGCCGUCAAAUCAUUUUAUCACAGCAGUAUUUAUUUGUUAAUUUAUUCUUUUUAUUUAUUAAAAAUGUAAUUUUUUUUGGUCUGUCUUUUAACUUUCGUGUGAUUUAAUUUUAAAUAAAACAUAACUUAUUUUUAAUUAAAUGUGGGAUGAACCCCUAGA
Puntigrus tetrazona (Sumatra barb) is the source of this 1374-nucleotide messenger RNA. RefSeq names its product transcription factor 21. Gene Ontology annotation, biological process: regulation of transcription by RNA polymerase II; developmental process. Gene Ontology annotation, molecular function: protein dimerization activity; DNA-binding transcription factor activity, RNA polymerase II-specific; RNA polymerase II transcription regulatory region sequence-specific DNA binding. NCBI's taxonomy places the organism in Eukaryota, Metazoa, Chordata, Actinopteri, Cypriniformes, Cyprinidae. The record is from RefSeq and is a predicted model, not a curated record. The transcript has 2 exons. The coding region runs from base 198 to 827 and encodes 209 amino acids.